AUGACCACGCUUGGGCGAGAGGACAUUCCUCUGCCUGCCGGCCUCGUGCUGGAGAACACCUUUACGUCCAUGCGAGAUAUGGCGACGCAGGUGUUCCCGCCCCUGAAGUUCGCGGGCCCGCUCCUCCGCUGGCCGCUGCUCCUCGACGAGUGGAGGUCCGCCGAGAGCCUGCGGUACUUCUGCCAGAACCACACGGACUGGGCGUGCUGCUUGCUCAGCGGGGAGAGGGACGAGAUAGUGCCCGCCGAGCAGAUGAGGCAGCUGCGCGCGGUGCUCGACGAGGGCCGCCCGAGGAUCGUCAAGUACUUCAAGUUCCCGCGAGGUAUGCACAACGACACCCCGCAGCAGGGCGGGGCAGAAUAUUGGGCCUCUUAUAACAAGUACCUGGCGCUCGUGGUGGCCGACUUGCAGGAGAGGAGAAGCCGCACCGCGGGGGCGUCGCAGGGCUGA
Molecule: messenger RNA, 450 nt
Organism: Prorocentrum cordatum
Lineage: Eukaryota; Dinophyceae; Prorocentrales; Prorocentraceae
Source: the annotation of a GenBank genome assembly